Messenger RNA from Phialemonium atrogriseum, 636 nucleotides. RefSeq names its product centromere protein H (CENP-H)-domain-containing protein. Lineage: Eukaryota; Fungi; Ascomycota; Sordariomycetes; Cephalothecales; Cephalothecaceae. The record is from RefSeq and is a predicted model, not a curated record. The coding region runs from base 1 to 636 and encodes 211 amino acids. Gene Ontology annotation, cellular component: nucleus; kinetochore. Gene Ontology annotation, molecular function: kinetochore binding. Gene Ontology annotation, biological process: chromosome segregation; mitotic spindle organization; kinetochore assembly. The transcript is spliced from 3 exons.
AUGGCGCUGCCCUCACUACUCUCCGAGAAAGAAAGACGCGUUCUGGAGCUUUAUGAUCGGCUCCAGGAGCUCGGUCUGGAGUCUGCCUUGCUUGCGGCUCGAGGCCCACACACAGCAAUCACGGAAGAGGAUCUCAGGACCGCCCAGGAGCGUUUUCUAGAGUCAAGAGCAUCCUAUAUGUUGCGCAACGAUGUCGUCGACAGCGUCAUGAUGGUCAAUCCCAUCAUCAAAGCAGUGCACAGAGGAACCGAUGCCUCGCCCAUUGAGCGAGACUUGUUGCCGCAUAUCGAGCAACGGGAUGCGGUGUCGGGUGCCAUCGCAAAACAAGAUUCCGAGUUGCGGGGAAUCAACGAUGAACUUUCGGAGAUACAGGCCGAGAGUAUCCGGAUCAGUCGUCGCAACGUGGCUCUGGCUUCAGAGGUUCUGAAACUGGCAGAGGCUGCCAGUCAGAACACCAGUGACUUUACAGACAACCCGGAGGUCAAGAGGGAAAUCUCCACGCUCGAAAGGGAGGUGAAAGCAAGCCGGCAAAAGUGGAAAGUCAUGAAAGGCACAGCAAGUGCUGUCGUGGUUGGAAGUGGAAUCGACUGGGCCGCAAACCCAGAGUUGAGGGACAUGGUUCUUGAUCCCGAUUGA